Colletes gigas is the source of this 969-nucleotide messenger RNA. RefSeq names its product DNA replication complex GINS protein PSF1-like. Bases 58 to 642 code for a protein of 194 amino acids. Gene Ontology annotation, biological process: DNA replication; DNA strand elongation involved in mitotic DNA replication. Gene Ontology annotation, cellular component: GINS complex. The transcript is spliced from 4 exons. The record is from RefSeq and is a predicted model, not a curated record. Lineage: Eukaryota; Metazoa; Arthropoda; Insecta; Hymenoptera; Colletidae.
GUGCGACUUCAAAUGUUUAUAAACCGCUGUAACAAGGGUAGAAAAUUACUCUAAAAAAUGUACGGAAGGAAAGCCUUUAAGCUUAUAACAGAAUUAGAUUUAUGUACGGAUGUACAGCCAUUUAAUGAAGUAGUAGUUAAGGAAGUUCUACAGGAGAUGCACUCUCUUUAUGAUGCAAAUAUGCUGGAUAGUAAUGCCAUUCGAAAUGCUGACAAUAUGGCAUUAUUGCCAUCGGUUCAGCUUAGGCACAUAGCAUUGACCAGAAACAAAAGAUGCAUUCUAGCAUAUAUAUAUAACAGAAUGCAAAAACUGAGAGACCUACGUUGGGAAUUAGGAAGCAUUUUACCCCCAGAAAUAAAUUCAAACUUGUUAAAUGCAGAAGUUCAGUGGUUUCAUACAUAUAACAAAUCAUUGGCUACAUAUAUGAGAUCUUUGGGAGAAGAUCAAGGAUUUAAUUUAACUGCAAAUAUGUUGCCUCCAAAGACUCCUUAUGUAGAGGUGAAGUGUGUGAUGGAUUUUGGAAAGUUGGAGCUCGAAGAUGGUCAAGUUAUUUUAUUAAAGAAGAAUACAUAUCAUCUAUUGCCACGAGCUGUAUGUGAACCGCUUAUAAGGCAAGGAAUACUCGAACAUAACAGUGCAUAAUGUGUUCCUGUUAUAUUUUGUUAAAAUAAAAUUUGAAUUUAUUUUUGUUUUUCUUCUCCACAUUGGAGGCAAGAGAAAACUUCUCCGAAACGCCGUAUUUAUCCGCGCGACAUGAAAAUCCGUGACCGUUAUUCGUGAAAAUCGUCGCAUGAUGUUAUAUCGACCUUUACAUUUUAAUUUCACGCUAGAGAAAUGUCCUGACAUAGUCCUACCCGUAAUGGUGUUUAAAAAUUUGUCAACCCGCAUGUGCGUACUUGAUUUCAUUAGGUAUUUCCCAAAGAAACAUAAAUUCCGUGCGCCAGCAGCGUGUAGUCGAUUACAAAUAGU